AAACAUGAAUGUAAACACACAGGGGAAGUGUACACAUGGGGUGACAAUGAUGAGGGUCAGCUCGGCGAUGGGACCACCAAUGCUAUUCAGCGGCCUAGGCUGGUGGUAGCACUGCAGGGCAAGAAGAUCAACCGCGUGGCUUGUGGCUCAGCACACACGCUUGCCUGGUCCACUAGUAAGCCUACCAAUGCUGGAAAACUGCCUGCUCAGGUUCCUAUGGAGUACAAUCACUUGCAGGAGAUUGCCAUUAUAGGCCUGAGGAACCGAUUAUUGCUACUUCAUCACAUCUCAGAGCUCUUCUGCCCCUGCAUCCCAAUGUUUGACCUGGAAGGACGACUGGGCGAGACUGGACACGGUGUCUCCGUUGGCUUUGACACACUCCGUGGAAUCCUCAUAUCACAGGGCAAGGAGGCAGCAUUCCGUAAGGUGGUGCAGGCCACCAUGGUUAGGGACCGACAGCAUGGCCCAGUGGUGGAGCUGAACAGGAUACAGGUCAAGCGUUCCCGCAGUAAAGGAGGACUGGCAGGGCCAGAUGGCACCAAGUCAGUGUUUGGGCAAAUGUGUGCUAAGAUGAGCUCUUUCAGCCCUGACAGUCUGUUGCUGCCACACCGUGUCUGGAAGGUCAAGUUUGUGGGCGAGUCGGUCGAUGACUGUGGUGGUGGAUACAGUGAAUCUAUUGCUGAAAUGUGUGAGGAAUUACAGAACGGUCUCACUCCUCUCCUCAUCGUCACUCCUAAUGGGCGAGACGAGUCGGGAGCGAACAGAGAUUGUUUUCUGCUCAACCCAGCUGCCAAGUCCCCUCUGCACAUCAGCAUGUUCCGCUUCCUAGGGGUGCUUCUAGGCAUAGCAAUCCGUACAGGAAGUCCUCUAAGUCUGUACCUGGCUGAACCUGUGUGGAAACAGCUGGCAGGCAUGAACCUGACCAUUGCUGAUCUCAGUGAGGUGGACAAGGACUUCAUCCCCGGUCUGAUGUAUAUCCGAGAUAAUGAGGCAUCUGCGGAGGAGUUUGAGGCUAUGCCCUUGCCCUUCACUGUGCCCAGUGCAUGUGGACAGGAAGUCCAACUCAGCUCCAAAUAUUCCCACAUCACCUUAGAGAACCGAAGCGAAUAUGUACGGCUAGCAAUAAACUACAGGCUGCAUGAGUACGAUGAGCAGGUGUCGGCAGUAAGGGAAGGUAUGGCACGUGUGGUACCGGUGCCUCUCCUCUCUCUCUUUACCGGCUAUGAGCUGGAGACCAUGGUGUGUGGUAGCCCGGACAUCCCCCUGCACCUGCUCAAAUCUGUGGCCACGUAUAAGGGGGUGGAGCCCACUUCUCCACUGAUUCAGUGGUUCUGGGAAGUGAUGGAGUCUUUCUCUAAUACAGAACGCUCGCUCUUCCUCAGGUUCGUUUGGGGUCGCACGCGCCUCCCGAGGACCAUUGCGGACUUCCGUGGACGAGACUUUGUGGUGCAGGUUCUGGAUAAAUACAACCCACCUGACCAUUUCCUUCCUGAGUCCUACACCUGCUUCUUCCUGCUCAAGCUGCCACGCUACUCCUGUAAGCUAGUCUUGGAGGAGAAACUCAAAUACGCCAUUCACUUCUGCAAGUCCAUUGACACGGAUGACUACGCACGGAUUGCUUUGAGCGGGGACCCGCCGCUGAUGACAGCAGUGACGACUCUGACAAUGAGGAUGCGGACUCGUUUGCUUCCGACUCCACGCAGGAUUACCUGACAGGACACUGAACUCUUAACCCCUGGUUAAACUCUCUCACAAACACACAUACACACAAACACAACACAAACAUAUGGUGUGG
Messenger RNA from Pimephales promelas (fathead minnow), 1795 nucleotides. The record is from RefSeq and is a predicted model, not a curated record. NCBI's taxonomy places the organism in Eukaryota, Metazoa, Chordata, Actinopteri, Cypriniformes, Leuciscidae.